Molecule: messenger RNA, 613 nt
Organism: Symsagittifera roscoffensis
Lineage: Eukaryota; Metazoa; Xenacoelomorpha; Acoela; Convolutidae
Product: alkylated DNA repair protein alkB homolog 8-like
Exons: 1
Coding region: 41-571 (176 amino acids)
Biological process (GO): tRNA methylation; tRNA wobble uridine modification
Cellular component (GO): cytoplasm; nucleus
Molecular function (GO): tRNA binding; tRNA (5-carboxymethyluridine(34)-5-O)-methyltransferase activity; S-adenosylmethionine-dependent methyltransferase activity
Source: RefSeq, a predicted model, not a curated record
CGGCCUUAUCGAUAUCUGUGCCGCAAGGGGCUUCCAAGUCAUGGCGUCAGAUUGUCUUAAAACACCAUUACGUAACAACAGUUGUGAUCAUGCAAUAUCAAUCGCAGUUAUUCACCAUUUAUCUACAUUGGAUAGAAGAAAAGCUGCAAUACGUGAAAUUGUCAGAAUAUUGAAUACAGGUGGAAAAGCUUUGAUUUAUGUUUGGGCUAUGGAACAAAAAGUGAAUAAUGAACAAUCGAAAUAUAUUUCAACGAAAAGAAAUGAAGAAUUGAGUGUUAAUUUGACCGAAAAUACUGAAGAAAAAGAAGAAAAAACAAUUGAUUAUCACGUGAACAGAACAGAGUUUAUGCAACAAGAUUUAUUUGUUCCGUUUUCUAAAAAACCUCAAAAUGUGAAGAAAAGUCAACAAAGUUCAGAAAUUAUGAACAAAAUGGAAACGUAUUAUCGAUUUUAUCAUUUGUUUUUGAAAGGAGAAUUGGAACAGUUGUGUGUUGAAGCAUGUUCGAAUGUUGAAAUUGUUGACAGCUAUUAUGACGAUGGAAAUUGGUGUGUGAUUCUACGAAAAUUGUAAAUAAUUUUCUGAAGUUAUCAAAUAAGGUUUUUUGGACAAUAA